AUGUGCGACGAUGAUUCAGCCAGUCGCCGCCAACCAGAUCUGUUUUCUGCGUCACGAAACAGCGUCAUAGUGUCCAUCCUGGUCCAUUCUUUCAUGUUGCGCAUCCGGCUUUUGAACUGCCUUCACCUACGUCUACUCCUUACAAGUUCCUCUUUCCUAUAUACUUAUCUGUCCAUUGAGCCGUGCUUUGCCUUAAUCGCCGGUCCACUUGAGCCACAUUCGGUGCUUAUUGUUUUCACUCCUUUCAAAUUGGAGCUCCUCGUCUUAAUUCACGCUACCUUUCAUACAAAUAGCACUUCUUUCUUUCCUUUUUCCCCCUCUCUCUUUAUAUGGUUCGCUUCUUAUUUAAUUAAAUUAUUAUUUUCUAUUUUUCUUAUACAGCCCUCUAGAACUGACUCCUGGGAACAUCCUUCGUUAACUCAUCCUUAUUUAACUUUUAUCGUUAUUUCUAUAUUAUAUUCAUUCUAUUUUUGUCGUUUCUUUCUUUAA
Molecule: messenger RNA, 489 nt
Organism: Acanthosepion pharaonis
Lineage: Eukaryota; Metazoa; Mollusca; Cephalopoda; Sepiida; Sepiidae
Source: the annotation of a GenBank genome assembly